CUUCGCUGUUUCUAAUAAUCAUAAAUUAAUAAUCAAUAUCUUAAACAAAUAAUUUACAGUUUCUUUCGCAUUUGAACAGAAUAUCCAAAGUGAAGAUCAUAAUAUAUUAUAUUAUAGUAACGAAACUUUUUAGGUUAUAAAAAUUUAAAUAUGAGUGAAGACUAUAAAAUACUGAAACAAGGCGCAGAAGCGAAGUUGUAUAUCUGUAAUUAUCUUGGAAAACCUACACUUAUUAAAGAAAGAUUCAAGAAAAACUAUAGACAUCCUGACUUGGAUCAUACUAUUACUAAAGAGAGAAUAAAAAACGAAGCAAGAUCGAUUGUGCGAUGUAAAACUGCAGGAAUAAGAACCCCAGCUUUGUAUCUAGUAGAUUUCGAUCGUAGACGUAUAUACAUGGAACAUUUCCAACACAGUAUUACUGUUAAAGAUUUCAUAAUAAAUUUAACAAAGAUAAAUGGUACCAAUGCUGAUACUACAAACAGUUUAGACAUAUACGCAACUAAAAUCGGCCAGACAGUCAGAAAAUUACAUGACAACAACAUUAUACAUGGGGAUUUGACAACUUCUAACAUGUUACUCGUAGAAAAAAGUCCUAGUAAUACAGUUGAUGAUUCAAAAUGGCUUCAUCAUGAAAAUGUUGAAAUAAUUAUGAUAGAUUUUGGCUUGUCUUUUAUCGAUUCAAGUACUGAAGAUAAAGGAGUUGAUUUAUAUGUGCUGGAACGAGCCCUCAUUAGCACUCACAAUGAUUAUCCAGACUUAUUUAAAAAAAUAUUUGAAGCUUAUAAGAGUUUUAGUAAGAAUAACAUUAAAGAAAUUAUUGUUAAGUACGAAGAUGUUAGGGCGAGAGGCAGAAAGAGAACUAUGGUUGGUUAAAUAUUGUAUCAAUUUUGUAAAUAAAAAAAUGUUGAAACAUU
Molecule: messenger RNA, 914 nt
Organism: Nymphalis io (European peacock)
Lineage: Eukaryota; Metazoa; Arthropoda; Insecta; Lepidoptera; Nymphalidae
Gene: Prpk
Product: EKC/KEOPS complex subunit TP53RK
Exons: 1
Coding region: 151-873 (240 amino acids)
Biological process (GO): protein phosphorylation
Cellular component (GO): nucleus; EKC/KEOPS complex; cytosol
Molecular function (GO): protein serine/threonine kinase activity; ATP binding
Source: RefSeq, a predicted model, not a curated record